UCCACAGAUCGGUUUGGGCCGGAGUUCCGUCUGCUAGUGAACAACAAGCGGGUCGAGGGACUCAUCAACUACACGACGCACUUGCAACUCGGCGUCUGGACUCACCACUGCCUUCUGCUGACACGCGGUACCAUGCAACUUUACGUCGACGGGGAGCUGGAGGCGGAGGCUACUCACGACGCGUCCCUAGAAUUGCUGGACCUAACGGGGGUGCUGAUACUGGGGCAGGAACAGGACGAGUUUGGUGGAGGCUUCGUCCUCGGAGAAAUGUUCCUAGGUAGCCUGGCACAGGUGAACAUCUGGGGUAGAUCACUCUCGGCGGUGGAAGUGAGUGAGCUAGGUAGGUGCGGCUCAGAGCUCUACGGAGACGUGUUCUCUUUCGACCUUGACGAGAUACAGAUAUCCAAGGCGAGCCUGUCGUCCGUGAAUCUUACGGAGUUGUGUGGUGACAGCGAUGCCAAGACAGUUAUCCAUCCAGUGUCCCUUAACUUCGAUGAGGCGACUAAAUUUUGCAAUAAGACAGGCGGCGUGUUGCAUUCCCCUGCCUCUUGUAGUGCAGCAAAUACUUUAUAUAACCGUAGUCUGGAGUUUGCAGAUUUCUGUCAAGAUUCUUUCUGGGUGGGCGUGACGGAUGCGGUGCAGGAGGGAGUGUGGCGGACUGCGGCUAGCGGCGCGCUGGCAAUCACCUGCUUCUCGCUUGAUCCCAACGGAGGCGACACUGAGAACUGUGUUUCACUGCGGCUGGAGAAUGGUGCUUGGGACGACCGCUCAUGCGAGCAGCCACCACGUUGUUUUGCAUGUGAAGCUAUUAACAGCGCGAAGAUCGGUCCGCAACGCCCUUUGGUCCUACGUGGGAUGUGCUUCAAAACACCCGAGCGAAGGCUUUUCGAGGUGCUCGGCUACAAGAACAACUUGCCAUUCUUCCACGGUUACUACGGCCUCAUAAUCUACGCGACGAGUGACGACUGGUGGGAACUACUGGACACGCACACCAACAGGAGUCUGGCACGGGGCUACCCACCCUGGGACAUUGGCUAUCCGGUGGGCCGCAUGACCUGGACCACCACGAUUAAGUUCUGCAACUUUCGAAAGAACGAAGAAAUUGAGCUAAGCCUAACAGUGUGUGAUGACUCGGAGAUCGCCUGUUCAGAUGGUCGCUGUGUGGCAGCAGCGGCGCGUUGCGACGGUCGCUACCAGUGCCAGGACCUCUCUGAUGAAGACGGCUGUACCCUCAUCGCCUUUCCGUCUGGAUACCGUCGUCAGAUUCCGCCAGAGCCGCGUAUUACGGGGUCGCCGCAGCGUAUCAAUGCUUCGUUCAGUUUCCUUCGCUUCCUUCGCAUUGCAGACACAGAGUACUCGUUUACAGCUGAGUUUGUGCUGGACACUUCUUGGAGCGAUGGCCGCCUCUCCUUCCACAACCUUCGGAAUCAUUCUGAUGACAACAAGGCAAGCGCCGGGGAGCACGAGCGACUGUGGCGACCAUCAGUCAAGUUCACCAACGUUUUGGACGGCAAUGUGCGUGUGCUGGAGCAGCGGAUUACCGUGGCAAGAACUUGUCAGCCCACGUCCCACAGUUUCAACCAGGUUGCAGUAGGUAAGUGAUGCCUGAAACUCACAGUGAUUGUAAUUAACCAUAUGUUAACGCACGUACACGACCUCACCUAUAUGUAAAAAUGAUGACAUAAAGUAAAAUGACACCUUUGUACCACCCUGUCUGGUUCUACAAGUAGGUGUAACGCUAUACAAGUUA
This is a messenger RNA of Eriocheir sinensis (Chinese mitten crab), 1750 nucleotides long. RefSeq lists its product as uncharacterized. Bases 133 to 1602 code for a protein of 489 amino acids. Gene Ontology annotation, biological process: monoatomic ion transport. Gene Ontology annotation, molecular function: extracellular ligand-gated monoatomic ion channel activity; protein binding. The transcript has a single exon. NCBI's taxonomy places the organism in Eukaryota, Metazoa, Arthropoda, Malacostraca, Decapoda, Varunidae. The record is from RefSeq and is a predicted model, not a curated record. Gene Ontology annotation, cellular component: membrane.